CAGCGCGGCGGGGGGCGGGGCCGGCUGCCGGGGAGGCCCGGGGUGGGGGUGCUGGGGAGCCUCCCGGCCCGGCCCGGGUGACACCGGCUGGGACUCCGGCCGCAGCGACAGGGGCCGGGCCGCCGCGUGACUGGCCGCUGUCACGCUGUGCUUAAUCACAAUUAGCUUGUGCUCCAGGCUGGCGGCGCUCCCAUUUCUCCCAGCCGGUGACCCCGGGGAUUUCUCUUAUGGUGGCUUUCUCUGAAAUGCCAAAACCACCCGAAUAUUCAGAACUGAGUGACUCUUUAACGCUUGCCGUGGGAACAGGAAGAUUUUCGGGACCACUGCACAGAGCAUGGAGAAUGAUGAACUUCCGUCAGAGGAUGGGAUGGAUUGGAGUGGGAUUGUAUUUGUUAGCAAGUGCAGGAGCGUUUUACUAUGUUUUUGAAAUCAAUGAGACUUACAACAGGCUGGCCUUGGAACACAUUCAGCAGCACCCAGAAGAGCCCCUUGAAGGAACCACAUGGACACACUCCUUGAAAGCUCGGUUACUCUCCCUGCCUUUUUGGUUUUGGACAGUUAUUUUUCUGAUACCUUAUUUACAGAUGUUUUUGUUCCUUUAUUCUUGUACAAGAGCUGACCCCAAAACGGUGGGCUACUGCAUUAUCCCCAUAUGCUUGGCAGUCAUUUGCAAUCGCCACCAGGCAUUUGUCAAGGCUUCUAAUCAGAUCAGCAGACUACAACUGAUUGAUACGUAGAAUCGGUCACCAUUUUUUCCUUACAGUUACAAAACUGCCACUACCGUAUGGAGCCUGGUCACAAGACUGCAGUUUCUUCACAGAUCUCAGGAAGUUGUGGUGGGGCAGAGGCUUUCUAAAAAGUGUGACUAGGGGGCUAUCUUUAUCUGAAUAAUAAUGAAUUUUUAAGUUGAAGCCUGAGAUACAGUACUACAAAAUCAUGUUGAUGACUUCAGAUUUUGGAAGUAAAAUCGUGUCUGUUAUUUGCAUUCUUUAGAAACUUGAAUAAGUACCUGAACUCCCAUUUUUAUUCUACUGUGCAACAUAGUGAUGAUUCAUAAAUUUUUCCUUUGGGGAAAAAAAUGAGUAUGAACAUUUCCAUUGUGCUUAAUGUAAAGAGGUCCAAACAUGGUCAUAAAGUUUAAAUUUUAUACAAUUAA
Messenger RNA from Mustela lutreola (European mink), 1156 nucleotides. It is a transcript of the gene LYSET, whose product is annotated as lysosomal enzyme trafficking factor. The transcript is spliced from 2 exons. The record is from RefSeq and is a predicted model, not a curated record. The coding region runs from base 228 to 737 and encodes 169 amino acids. NCBI's taxonomy places the organism in Eukaryota, Metazoa, Chordata, Mammalia, Carnivora, Mustelidae.